Molecule: messenger RNA, 675 nt
Organism: Exophiala aquamarina CBS 119918
Lineage: Eukaryota; Fungi; Ascomycota; Eurotiomycetes; Chaetothyriales; Herpotrichiellaceae
Exons: 1
Coding region: 1-675 (224 amino acids)
Biological process (GO): maturation of SSU-rRNA from tricistronic rRNA transcript (SSU-rRNA, 5.8S rRNA, LSU-rRNA)
Cellular component (GO): nucleus
Source: RefSeq, a predicted model, not a curated record
AUGUCUUCAGUGAACCAGCCACGCGCACAGGCUGUCGUCACUCAACCAGGAACGCCAUCGGCAUUACCCACCAAUCUCACCUCGCAGAUCGAUCUUCUCACGUCUCUUCACCUGUGGGCCUGGCCUGCAUUGACGCUCGCGAUCCAGAAUUCCUGGGGUGGCUCGUCUCAAGUCUCUCACGACAAGCGAGACUGGUUCGCUGGGGCCGUCUCAGAGCUCCUGACCUCCAAUCCACCGCAACUCGCCGAUGUCUCCGACCUCGAGGAAGUCCUGCUACAAGUCAUGGUCGACGAGUUCGAGGUGGUCGUUGACGACGGGAGUGCUGAAGAGACGGCGCGCGAGAUCUGGGCGGGGGCUACCAAGCUACAUGCUGGAGACCUGUCCGAGCUGACUGCACUGUACGCCAAGUGGCAGGAGAGGCAGAACAAAAUAGGCGGGAAAGAGGUCGUUUCGGGGAUCGUGCGCGGCGAGGACAAAGACGCGGACGACACGGAUUGGGACGAUAGCGACGAGGAUGAGGAAGAGUGGAACGGAUUCUCCGAUCGACCGGCGAAUGGUGAUGUUGACAUGGACGAAGCCCCGCCGCUGGUCGACGCUGGGAAACUGAAGCAAAAGGCCGAACCUGAAGUCGACGAAGAAGGCUUCACCAAAGUUGUUAGCAAGAAGAAAAGAUGA